Monopterus albus (swamp eel) is the source of this 1427-nucleotide messenger RNA. It is a transcript of the gene p2rx4b, whose product is annotated as purinergic receptor P2X, ligand-gated ion channel, 4b. Bases 33 to 1082 code for a protein of 349 amino acids. NCBI's taxonomy places the organism in Eukaryota, Metazoa, Chordata, Actinopteri, Synbranchiformes, Synbranchidae. The transcript is spliced from 12 exons. Gene Ontology annotation, molecular function: purinergic nucleotide receptor activity; extracellularly ATP-gated monoatomic cation channel activity; ATP binding. The record is from RefSeq and is a predicted model, not a curated record. Gene Ontology annotation, biological process: response to ATP; calcium ion transmembrane transport. Gene Ontology annotation, cellular component: plasma membrane.
GUCGUGUCCAGACAAAAAGCAGGUGUUUGUAAAUGUAUGUGUGUGUGGUGCAGAAGGCCUACCAGGAGACAGACUCUGUCAUCAGUAGUGUCUCCACCAAAGUGAAAGGUUUUGCUUUCACUAACACAUCUGACAUGGGCCCCCGUGUUUGGGACACAGCUGAUUAUGUGAUCCCCCCUCAGUCUGAUAAUUCCUUCUUUGUGAUGACAAAUAUGGUUGUCACCCCAACACAGACUCAGUCACGUUGUCCUGAGCUUCCAAGUCCAUCAGCAACUUGUGUGGAUGACUGUGACUGUACUGAGGGACACAGUAAUCCUCAAGGCAGCGGUAUACAAACUGGACUGUGUGAGAACUAUUCUACAACUGUACAGACCUGUGAAGUGCGUUCAUGGUGCCCUCUUGAAAUAGACGCUGUGCUGCCUAAACCUGCAUUGCUGGCUGCAGCAGAGAACUACACUGUGUUGAUCAAAAACAGCAUUACAUACCCGAAGUUCCGCUUUCAUGGAAGGAACAUACUGCCACAUAUUAACUCCUCAUACUUGAAGAGGUGUGAAUUCAAUCAUGCAACAGAUCCUCACUGCCCGAUAUUCCGCCUCAAACACAUUGUUUCAGAGGCUGGAGAGGAGUUUCAAGACAUGGCUGUGAUGGGUGGCAUCAUUGGUAUUAUUAUUGACUGGAGCUGUGACCUGGACUCAUGGGCAGGGAAGUGUUACCCCAAGUACAGCUUCAGCAGGCUUGACAACAAACACCAUGUCAAUAAUGUGGCUCCGGGAUACAACUUCAGGUUUGCCAAAUACUACAGGACUGCAGAUGGAGAAGAAACCAGAACCUUAAUGAAAGCAUACGGGAUCCGUUUUGAUGUCAUUGUAUUUGGAACUGCAGGAAAAUUUGGAAUUGUACCAACUAUAGUUAACUUAGGUGCAGCAUUGUCGUUCCUCAGUUUGGUUUCCGCAGUUUCUGACUGGUUUAUAUUAAAUUGCAUGGCAAAAAGCGAUGUUUACAAGAAACAUAAAUUCACAUAUCUGAGUGACAAUUCUGGCACUGAAUCAAUAUCACUGGGCACCAGCUAUGGAACUGAGUAGCAUCAUAACAUCAAUAUGGGGACAUUUUUAUGUAGUGAUCAGAUUACAAAGAUUACAUUAAAGCCUGCAAAAUGAUUAAAUGCUCCCACAAAAAUCUAUUUAAUCAGGCACAACUACUACAACGUUUCAACAUUUCAUCUUCCCUUUCACAUCUUCCCUUUAUUUCCCUGAAUACCGCAGCUAGGAAUAAUGGAAUAGGACUCCGGUUCUAUUUUGUGGGUUCUCGUAUUGUGCCGCUAGAGGUGAAAUUCUUGGACCGGCGCAAGUUUGACGAAAGCGAAAGCAUUUGCCAAGAAUGUUUUCAUUAAUCAAGAACGAAAGUCGAAGACAAUCAGAUACCGUCGU